This is a messenger RNA of Pochonia chlamydosporia 170, 1728 nucleotides long. RefSeq names its product Hsp70-like protein. The record is from RefSeq and is a predicted model, not a curated record. Gene Ontology annotation, molecular function: ATP binding; ATP-dependent protein folding chaperone. The transcript is spliced from 5 exons. Bases 1 to 1728 code for a protein of 575 amino acids. NCBI's taxonomy places the organism in Eukaryota, Fungi, Ascomycota, Sordariomycetes, Hypocreales, Clavicipitaceae.
AUGGACUUCAGUAAACUCUCCAUUAGUGAUCGCAAAAUUAUCGUCGGCAUCGACUUUGGCACCACAUACUCGGGCGUAGCAUGGGCAGAGACCCAACGCGCAGAUAGACGAACAGCAAUCACAGCAUGGCCGAUAAGCAAGCACUCUCGUGAGGGAGAAUCCUCCGACAAAGUUCCCACCAAGCUUCGCUACGCAGGUGACGAUGUACAAUGGGGGUUUUCCAUCCCCGUCACUGCUCCCCAGGACGAAGUCCUCGAGUGGUUUAAACUUGACCUCGACCCGUCCCUCCAAAGUAUAGGCCAAGCCAUCACAUCAGACUCCUCCCGCGGCGGCCGAAACGCAGAACACCUCGUCACAGACUACAUGUCCGCCCUAGGCGAGCACCUCAACUACACUCUCCGCGAGAAACUCGGCGACAGCGUAGUGAAAAACACACCCCUAGAAUUUGUCGUCACAGUCCCGGCUAUAUGGAGCGACCUCGCCAAGGAUAAAACCCGACGAGCGUGCCUCAAGGCCACUGGGUUGUCGGCCUCCAGCGCACCCAUCCACCUGAUUUCCGAGCCAGAAGCAGCUGCCAUAUACGCCCUGCACGGAAUGGACCCUCACGGCUUGGAACUCAACGACACGAUUGUAGUUGUUGACGCGGGCGGCGGCACAGUCGACCUCAUCUCCUACACCAUCACGAAGCUUCGUCCCAUUCUGCAGGUUCAAGAAGCGGCGCCGGGGUCCGGAGCCCUCUGCGGCUCAACAUUCUUAAACAUGCGGUUCGCAAAGUUUCUCAAGUCGAAACUCGGCAAGGAGGAAGGCUUUGACGACGAAAUCCUCGCAGAAGCAAUGGAAGUGUUUGAGAAAAAGGUCAAACGUCAAUACACACUCGCCAUGCACCCCGACGAAACAUUCACCAUCCCCGUCGGCGGCCUCGCCAACAACAAAACCCUAGGCAUCACGCGCGGCCGCUACGCCCUCAAAGCAGCCGACCUCCAAACCAUCUUCGAGCCCGUCGUCCUCGAAGUCAUCCGCCUGGUCAACGACCAAAUCACCACGUCCAAAGUCCCCAUCAAGGCGGUCCUCCUGGUCGGCGGCUUCGGCGCAAGCAACUACCUCAAGGAACGACUGCGCAACUCCCUCGACCGGAACAUCCAGAUCAUGCAGCCGCCCAAUGCGUGGCAGGCCGUCGUGCAGGGCGCCGUGAUGAAGGGCCUCGCCAACAGUCUCCCGGACACGGCGUACGUGGAGAUCAAGAACCGCAAGGCGAGGAAGCACUACGGGACGGAGUGGCGGACCAGGUAUGACGAAAGUAUGCAUGGACACUUGGCGCAUAAGAAGCACUGGGAUGGACUGGAGGGCUGCUAUAAAGUGUAUGCCAUGGAGUGGUUUAUUCAACGGGGCGAUGCUGUUUCGGAGAAUGAGCCGUUUUCCACGCCGUUUGUGUGGACUGGCCUUGUUAGUCAGGGGCGUAUUCGUAAGAUCAAGAUGGAGAUUUAUUGUGAUAGGACGCUGCGGGAGGCACCGGUUGCAAGGGACGAUAAUGUCCAGAUGCUGUCCAAGGUUGAGGCGGAUGUUAGCCAUAUCCCGGAGCAUUUGCUGAAUCGGAGGCAGGGCUCGGAUGGGCAGUGGUAUUAUGAGUUGAGUUGUAAGAUUGAGGCGGUGUAUUUGUCCGCGUCGACGACUUAUACGCUUUUGUAUAACAAUCAACGAUAUAAUACUGUUACGUGCGAAUACGUGUAG